GAGGGAUAACAGAGACGCUGACAUCUUUCUCUGAGAGAGCUUCUGGACCGGGGAGCGGGUGGGUGGAGGGGCAUUGAUCUAAGCGAGAGACGACCGGAUCUGCGCUGAUCAGGCCAGGGCGAGCCGCGCCUUAUCUGGUUUGACCCUUCUUUCCUCCGGCCUCAUCCCAUCCCAUUGUCUCUUCUUGAAGUGGAUUUGCUCAGGGUCCCGGGGAAUGCCUUGCUCAUCGUAUCGUCCCACCUCCCUUUUUAACCUCGCAGAACCUAUGUCCUCCAGCUCCCGCCCCCCUUUCCCCGUGGAUCAUCCUGUUUCCGCCGAGGCUUUCCUCAGCCUUCUCCCUUCCUGACAGUACUGAGGACUGUUGUCUGAAUAAAGCCCUACACUUCACAAAAAGCUCUCUCAGUCCUUUUCUCAAGCGUUCUUAGAAGAGACCAGAACCUGAAAGGACUCCGGGAUUUGGAAAAAGGAUAAAUGUGGGUUCGCUCCACAUUUUAUUAGCUGUGUGAUGCUGACCAGGCCACCUACCUUCUAUGAGUCAGUGUCCUCGGCUUUGAAAAAGGUCCUUCCCUCUGAAAUUGAGGUGUUAGAAUCUAUCUAUCUGGAUGAACUACAGGUGGUUAAAGGAAAUGGCAGAUCUUCACCAUGGGAGGUGUACAUCACCCUGCACCCUGCCACUGCAGAAGACCAGGAUUCACAGUAUGUCUGCUUCACUCUGGUGCUUCAGGUCCCAGCACAGUAUCCCAAUGAGGUGCCACAGAUCUCUAUUCGUAACCCCCGAGGACUCUCAGAUGAACAGAUCCACAAGAUCUCACAGGCACUGAGCCACGUGGCCACAGCUGGGCUGGGUACUGCCAUGCUCUAUGAACUUAUUGAGAAAGGGAAGGAAAUUCUCACGGAUAACAACAUCCCCCAUGGCCAGUGCGUCAUCUGCCUCUACGGUUUCCAGGAGAACGAGGCCUUUACCAAAACGCCCUGUUACCACUACUUCCACUGCCACUGUCUUGCUCGCUACAUCCAGCACAUGGAGCAUGAGCUGCAGGCACAAGGACAGGAGCAGGAACAGGAACAACGGCAGCAUGCCACAACCAAACAGAAGGCUGUCGGUGUGCAGUGUCCAGUGUGCAGAGAGCCCCUCGUGUAUGAUCUUGCCUCACUGAAAGCAGCCCCUGAACCCCAACAACCCAUGGAGCUGUACAAGCCCAAUGCAGAGAGCUUGCGCCAGCAAGAAGAGCUCAAGCGGCUCUACCAGAGGCAGCAGGAGAGGGGGGGCAUCAUUGACCUUGAGGCUGAGCGUAACCGGUACUUUAUCAGCCUCCAGCAGCCUCCUGCCCAUUUGGAACCUGAGUCAGCUGUAGAUGCCUCCAGAGGAUCCCAACAACCCAGUGCCCUUGCCACAGAACUGUCCACUUCAUCAGCUGCCCAACCUACCCAGUCAACUCCUCUGCCUGUGGCUUCCCAGUACACGUGCGAGAAGAUUCCAGGGACUGGACCAAAUCAGCAAAGGUCGGGCGAGACACAGAAAGCUAUCCUAGAUCCCCCCCGGGCCAGUCGAGGCCCCUGGAGACAGCCUGAACGGAGGCACCUAAAGGGAGGGGAGUACAAUGCCCCAAAAGGUACCAAUAAUACUCAGGAACUGUCACCUCCUGAGGGGCCCCCCAAGGAGCCAAUGGACAUAAGGCCAGAAGAACCCUAUAACCAAGGGGUUGAAGGUCCUUCCCAAGAGAAUGGGCCUGGCAACUGGCAGGGUCCCCCGCGCCGCAGGAGUCGGGACUGUGCUCGCUGGGAGCGCUCCAAGAGUCGGACAGCAGGUUCUUCCUAUCCCCACCUACCUCGGGGUCGGGGAGCCUACCCACCUGGUACUCGAAGGGAGCCCUUGAGCCUGGAAUCUGAGGAUGGUUCCUAGCAGUACUAUGGGGGGACAGGGAAAUGGGGGUAAGAGGGGGGCAAUAAAGAGAUUUAGCCUUGUUUGGCUUUCUUUGCUCAGUA
Molecule: messenger RNA, 1986 nt
Organism: Miniopterus natalensis
Lineage: Eukaryota; Metazoa; Chordata; Mammalia; Chiroptera; Miniopteridae
Gene: RNF25
Product: ring finger protein 25
Biological process (GO): protein ubiquitination
Cellular component (GO): nucleus
Molecular function (GO): protein binding; ubiquitin protein ligase activity
Source: RefSeq, a predicted model, not a curated record